This is a messenger RNA of Plasmodium falciparum 3D7, 4572 nucleotides long. It is a transcript of the gene CCp4, whose product is annotated as LCCL domain-containing protein. The coding region runs from base 1 to 4572 and encodes 1523 amino acids. The record is from RefSeq and is a predicted model, not a curated record. Gene Ontology annotation, molecular function: carbohydrate binding. Lineage: Eukaryota; Apicomplexa; Aconoidasida; Haemosporida; Plasmodiidae. The transcript has 2 exons.
AUGUAUAAUUUUUUUUUGUCCAUAAUAUGUAUAUUCUUCAUUCCUUAUUUUUGUCGAGCAAGCUUCAAAGAAUAUUUAUCUAAUAAGAAAAUAUUUUUAAAAUAUAAUGGUACCUAUUGUUUAUACCCUGAAAAUGUUAUAGAAAAUGAUAUAAUUGAAAUAGCCACCGAUGAAUGUGAUAAAGUAGCACAUGAAUAUGAGAAUAAAAUUGUUUGGUUUUCGUUCGAUAAUGGAAGAUUAAGAAGCAACAACGGUAUGUGCCUUAAAACGUACAAAAAUAUUUUAGUGCUUUCCACAUGUUCGCCUAAUAAAAAUGAAAAGUCAGAAAUGUGGAAGAUAGAUGAAGAAACACAUUUAAAAAAUGAAAACAACAAUUGUGCUCAAAUAGCUGGGAAUAAAUUAUUUUCUUUUACAUGCAAUAAUUUAUCAACUAAAGAAUUUGAACAAUCCAUAUUUUCUUCAGACGAAUUAUAUUUAAUGAAAACAAGAUAUUCGCAACAAAAAUUAAAAAAUAUUAAAACAGAAGAUAUAGAUACGUUUCAUAACAAUUUUAAUACUUUAACAAAUAGUUACAAAGAAGUAGAUACUAAAAUAGUACAUAUUUUAAACAGAGAUAAAGAAAUGAAAAAACAAAAAGAAAAAAUUCUUCAUUUAAUAAACGAUAUGAAAUUAUUAGUUAAUACAUCUUCAUCAUUAAAUGAAUAUGGUACAGGGGCUAUUAUGAAAAUAUAUGAUAAUAUGGAUAUAGAGCAAAAGAAAUAUUUAUUAAAUGUACCAUUAGAAAAAUUAGAAAUUAAUGAGGAAAAGUUAGACGAACUAGGUAUAGAACAAGGGCAAAUAAAAAUUAUUAUUCAAAGCUUUUUAAAUGUACCGGAAAAUAAUACUUAUACAUUUUAUGUAAAAAAUAUCGUAGGAUAUAUAAAUAUAAAAUUAAACAAUGAAGAAAUUUUAUCCAAUAGAAAUAUUGAAAUAAAUAAUAGAACGAAUAAUAGUGCUGUUGUGAAAUUACGAAAAAAUAAAUUAAUCCCUAUAUACAUAGAAAUAUCUUCCAUAGGUAAUGAAAAACCUUCAUUUUCUUUAUAUUGGAGUAAUAAUAAUAAUAUGCCCGAACAAAUCAUUAAUUCUUUAUAUCUAUAUAGUACAAUAUAUGAAAAAGUGUGUUAUACACCACUUCAGAAAAAAAUUGAUUUUACUUUAACAUUUGAAAAUAUUACUAAAACGAAUAGAGAAUAUCAGUUUUUGUGUCCACUCAAAAAUUUCAAUAAUGAUCAGAACGUUAGAAUAUUAAAAAAUGAGAAUAGACCAGAUUAUUGUUAUGAUUUAAAAUCUAGUAUAUGCGCCUCAGCAAUUGAUUCAUACUUUUUACCAAAUGAAAGUGAAGGAAUUGUAAAAGCAGUUAGACAAAGGAUACAAAAUGAAAAAGGCAUAUAUGAAGAGUGUGGUAUUAUAUUACCUACUAAUACAACUGAACAUAUAUUUAAAGGAAUAACAGAUAUAAAAUUAAUUGAUAUGGAUGAUUUUUUUAUUAAUUAUGAAAAAAAUAAAGAAUUAUACAAAGGUUAUAAAGGUAUAGUAACUGAUGAUAAACAUUCCUUAUUAUCUAAAACAGAUUUAGAUAAAAGUUUUAUAUCUGAUAUUGAUAUAAAUUGUACAAAUAAUUUUAAUGAAAAAAAAACUAAUUAUGAAUAUAGCUCAGGAUCAUUUAUAAUUAAACGUAUUAAAUCUUCAGAUUUAUUAAAACAAAAUACAUCAAUUGUUGUUGACGUUUUUGCUUUAUUUGAAAAAUAUAGUGACAUCAAGAAUAUGCCUUCUAUUUAUUUAUCAAAUUGGACCAGGAAAACAUGUAAUGAUAUACAGUUAUAUAUAAAAUAUGGAAAGCCAAAUGAUAUAAUGAAAUAUCCAUCAAAACUUUUAUCUUGUGAUGACACAUUUGAAAGUUUGACCUAUCAAAGUAGAGACGAUAAUAAUAACAACAACAAUAAUAACAACAACAAUAAUAACAACAACAAUAACAACAACAAUAAUAAUAAUAAUAAUAAUAAUAAUGAUAAUAAUAAUAUUAUUAGUGAUUAUUAUGAUUACGAUGAUGAUGAUACCAUUGUUGCUAGGUGCUUACCCUAUUGUUUUAAUGAUAAAGAAGUAUUAGGCUCAUAUAUUUAUAUGUCCAAAUCACCCAUUUGCAAAUCGGCUAUACAUUCGGGUAUUUUAACAAUUAAUGGGGGGUUGGUAGAAAUACGAAAGCUAAAAAAUAUAACACAAAAUUUCAACAGUACGAUGGAAAUUACGAGAAAUGGUAUUAAAGCAACAAUAGGUACAAACCAAAAUGGAUAUUCUUAUUAUAUUACUAAACCAAGUGGUAGGUUUUGUAAUUUUCCUAGGACAUCCUACAAUAUAAAUGAAUCAAUAAAUUUAGAAAGUGACAUAGACUAUAAGAAUGAUGAAGAUAAAACAAACAACAACAAUAAUAACAAUAAUAAUAAUAAUAACAAUAAUAAUAAUAAUAAUUAUCAUAAUAAUAAUAAUUAUCAUAAUAAUUAUCAUAAUAAUAAUCAUCCACAUAACGAUAAUACGAUUUUUCCUUCCUUCAUUCAGUUAUAUUCCAAAUUAACCGAAACACCCCCAGUCGUUUUAGUGCAUGAAAAACAUGCGGUUCUACCUAAUCAGCUAGACAAAAUACAAAAUGUAUACAAUCAAAAUAAUUAUAAAAAAGAUUUUUUUUUUCCUCAAAAAAAUGAGGCACUCAAUGAAAAUAAAAAGAAGAAUCCAACUUCUACACCUUCAGAUGAUGAAGAAAAAAAAGAAAAUAAGAAAAUAAUUCAAGAAUUUACUACGUUUGAAAAAAAUUAUAAAAAGGAUAUUCCACAUUAUCAAACAUUAAUUAAGAAAAAUGAAAAUAUUCUUUCGAACUUGUUUAUGAAAAAAAAUAGUAUAAAAAAUAUGGAAUCACAAAUAACAGAUAUAAGAAAAAAUCAAAAAGAUUCGUAUGAUAUAUUUGUUAAAACUCAAGAAACAGUUGUAACUUCUCUUAUUAAACAAUUUAAUAUAAUAACGAAGAAAAAGGAAAAUCAUAUAAAUAGGCUAGAAAAAGCAUUUUCCAAUGUUAAGACAACAACAGUAAAAAUAUUCAAAGAACAAUAUAAAUCUACAAAUAUUAAUGAUAAUUAUAUAAUAAUAGAUAGUAUUCAAAAUAAUAGUAUGAAUGGAUCAUCAAAUUGGAAAAUUGAAAAAUAUACAAAUGGAAAUUUCUUUUCAUCUAUUACUGAAAAUUCAUUUAUAAAAUCAGAAGAUAAUAUAUAUGGAUCAUAUAUACUUUAUCGAUAUACCAAAUUAUAUAAAGGAUUUAUAUCAUUAGAUAUAAAAUUACCAUAUGAAGGAUCAUUUGGUAUAAUCUUUAAAUAUAAAGAUGAUAAAAAUUAUCAUAACUUUAUAAUUAAUAGGAAUGAAUUUUAUUUUUUGGAAGUAAUAAAUGGAACAGUAGGAAACAAAAUUAAUUAUACGAAAACUGAAAAUAAUAUUUAUAAUUUUGGAAUGUGGAUACAAAUUCAUCUAGAUUUUGGUAAUAAAUAUAUACGUACAUUUAUAAAUAAAAAAUUUGUAUGUGGAUAUGAAACGCGAUAUCAUACAUAUGGAUUCUUAGGAUUUGGAGUCAAUCAUUGUAAAGAAAAAAUAUUUAUUGAUAAACUAGUUAUAGGUUCUUUAGAUCAAACCAAAUAUUACUCAGACAAAAUGGGAAAAAAGAAUAACAUUCAAAAUAUAUUUCCUCCUACUAUUUAUUUAAAUAAAAAUAUGCAAGUAUUACAAAAUGGAACAAAAAAAAAAAAACAAAACAAAAAUUUUAUUUUUAAUAAAUAUAAUAAAGAACAUACAAUAAGUAUAGGAAAUAAUAAUUCUAAUGGAUGUAUACCUUUUGAAGAAAAUUUCCAUACCCCUUUAGAUAACAACUGGAUAAUACCUGAGAAUAAUAAUAUAUGGCAUAUAAAAAGAAAAGAAACAAAUAUAUACUUACCAUCCAUAUUAAAAAAUUUUAAAAACAUAUAUAAAAAUCAAGAUAAUUCAGAAACUAAUAAUAUAUCGAAUGAUGAAGAAAAUUAUUUAUAUUCAAUAAAAAAAACAAAUCAAGCAAAUAAUAUACUAAUACCAUCUAUACUUCUUUUAAAUAAACAACAUUUAUGUACACAUAUGAAAUCAUAUACAUUUCAAACUAAUAUAAAACUAAAUAAAAUAUCCAAAGCUGGAAUCAUUUUUAGAGUUCAUUCCAAUCAUGAUUUCUUAUCCGUCAUAUUAGAUAUAUCACAAAAACAUGGAAAAAUAUAUCUUAUGAAAAUAACCAAAGGAAUACCAUUCCAAUUAUUAACAAAAACUCAUAUAUCAAUACAAGAUAACACAUGGUAUAAUUUAAAACUAUCUUAUAAUGGCUCAAAUAUAAAACUUAUCUUAAAUGAUGAAAUAAUUUUAAAUUCAAAAAUAAACCAAAAUAUGCCUAAACAAUUGGGUACACUAGGUCUUAUAUUAUUAUCUGGUCAAUGUAAGUACAAAAAUGUUGUAUUUACACCAAGCACUAGUUCUCAAUAA